Molecule: messenger RNA, 2290 nt
Organism: Drosophila melanogaster (fruit fly)
Lineage: Eukaryota; Metazoa; Arthropoda; Insecta; Diptera; Drosophilidae
Exons: 10
Coding region: 328-1422 (364 amino acids)
Source: RefSeq, marked reviewed
AACAGUGACAGAAGGUUGUAAAUAGUUUGGGGCAGUUCUCAAACGUUCAGCACCCGGCCAGACGCCUUAAAGCAUGGCACUGUGCGGUUCGAUGAAUAAAAUUCAAAAUUAACGUACUGGCAAAAAUGAAACGGUUUCGAAAUUUGUAGAAAAGUGAACUAAUUAUCAACUAGGCGAGGAAGUAACCAUCCGUGGACGCAAACAUAAACUGAUCUGCGUUCCCCGGUGAUACCUACACCCCCGCGUGACUUGUCGGUUCCCAGUAUCUUCCGGAUAGCCCAGUCCCAGUCACCGAUCCUGAACCGCAUCCAGAGCCCCAGUCCAACCAUGUCCAUUGCCGAUAAACGCGCCUCCUUCGCGCGCCGCGCCGAAUCCCUGGUGGAGCGGAAAUACAAUAUCAGCACAGAGAAAUGCGGGGAUCUGACGGUCAUAGUGCAGGGCGACCUGUCACAGCAGGAGAAACGCGCCGUGUUCAUAACGGUUCACGACCUGGGCUGCAACCACAACUCAUUCCAGGAGUUCGUGAGCAGUCCCUGCAUGACGGAGAUCAAGGAGCGCUCCUGCUUCAUCCACGUGGACGUGCCGGGGCACGCGGACAACGCGGAGGCCCUGGCUGACGGCUUUCCGUUUCCCUCGCUCCAGUCCCUGGGCGAGGACCUGGUCACCGUGCUGGACUACCUGCACGUAAAGUACGUGAUCGGCCUAGGCGAGGGUGCCGGAGCCAAUGUCCUGGCCCGCUUCGGACUGGCCCAUCCCAGCCGGGUGCUGGGCCUCAUCCUGAUCAACGCGACUGGCAGCGCCGCCAGUGUAGUGCAGUCCUUCAAGAACAAGUUCAUUAGCUGGAAGAGCGACGAGGUGGCCCAGUCGGCUGAGAGCUUUCUGAUGUACCACAAAUUCGGACAUGUUAUGGAGCAAAUCGUGGGCGAGAAUCCGGACAAGGAGAAGAUCGUGGCCGAGUACCAGAAGCGUCUUCACCGAUCCCUAAACAGCAAGAACAUCGGUCUCUAUGUCAAAGCAUUUAUGAAUCGCAAGGACCUUACGCUCAAGGGCUGCAAGGUAGAUGUCAUCCUGAUCACGGGCAUGCUCAGCCCCUAUGCGUCCAUGGUCGAGAAGCUCCAUCGCGACGUGGAGAAGGAGAGGGUCACCAUUCUGAAGAUCGAGCGGGCUGGCGAUGUCCUCGCCGAUGCUCCCGGAAAGGUGGCCCAAUCCAUUCUGCUGUUCUGCAAGGGACAGGGGCUGCUCACGUCGGUGGUGAUGCCAGGCGUGGAUCGCGGACGCGCCUUCUCCACGGCUAGCUCCGGAUCGCUGGAGGGGGCCAACGGAUCGCGGCGCCUGUCGCGCGGCAUCUCGAUGGAGGAUUAUGACAAGCCCAACAUCCGCCGGCUCAGCAUCAUGAACAGUGAGUUGCCCAAGAAGGAGUAAAUUAGACGAGACCACGCCACGCCCACGUUGGUAGAUUAAGCUUGAUUGCGUAUUUAAACUACUUAAACUGGUAAAAUACCUUUAGUCUGAGCAAAACGUAUAUGUGUGAACCCAGAGCCAAACAAUCAUCCCAAGUGUAACCGCUUUUCCGCGGAUUUUAGGCCAAAUUCUAAUUAGUAAUCGCUUAAAGUUUUUAAAGAGUAGCAAACCCAACAACAACACAUUGACCAUCCGAAUCCGAAUGGACGGAAAUAAGCCGAAAACUGUAUUUACACUGUGUACUUAGGAUUAGUCUUAUGUAUGUAACCCCAAGAAGCCCACCUAAGAAUCUGAAACAAUGUUCAAACAUCCAUAUCUAAAUCUUCAACUCGACCGAACUUAUCACAACUGCUAAACACGAACUAUAAAACGCAAUCUAUUUAAUACCUCCGAAUAGUAAACUGUACCUAAACACGUAGAAACUAGAAUGGAAAAAUCCCAAAUGUUACUCCUCUACUCUGUCACCCUUCAACUUUCUAAACUUUCUAUAGUGAACAGUCUCAAAUGUUGCUAUUUUAGUAAAUAAAAGAAAAACAGAAAAAAUCAUAUACAAAGUUCGAACAGUCUAAGUUGAGACCAGCUUUGCGAAAGAUGCACACGGAUUAUAUAUACUCGUAUGUAUGUGUAAACAAUCAAAACCAAAAGCAAUUCGAAAACCAAAGAAUAUUAAUUGUCAUGUAGGUGUCAUGCGUUUUUCAAAGCGAGUAUUAAAAAUUGUUUUAUCGCAUUGGCUUUAGCUUAACAUUUAGUGAAGACAUUUAAGUCGACCAAGCACUCAGAUAAGUAGAUGCAACUACACCGUUACACAAUAAAGUUAAAUGAAAACGCC